AGUUGCCGCCGUAAAUGGGCUCAAGGCUCCUCGGGCCUAUUCUUUGGAUCUCACAGCCCGCAGCUGGUGCACAGCUGGUGGUUCCCAGUCCCGCCGCCGCCGGCCGCCCCCCCCCCCCCGGCACAUUCGGAGGCCCAUCACUAUCGUCGCCCCCGGCACAUGGGCGAUGGCCUGUCGAGCCUCGGCGCCGGGGUGCACGCCGCCUCCCAGGAGUUCUGCUGCUCCUCGGCGCGGCGGCCCGCGGACGGAUCCCCGCCGAUGCGGCUGGCAACAGGGCGUUCGAGAAGCGCAAGAAGAAGCUGCACGGCCUUAACGAGAAGUUAGGCCUUCUGGUGGAGCAGGAGAUCACGAGCUUAUUCGUGGGCGAGGACACGAGCAACGACAUCACCGUCGAGGAGGCGAACAAGGUGGUGAGGCACCUGGCGCGGUACAACUUCAUUGUCAAUGUGGACAUGGCGAGCUUCGACAAGAAUGGCAAUGGCAGCAUCGAGAAAGAGGAGUUCGAGUCUGCGCUGAGGGCCUCCACGUUUCAGCGGCCCGAAAACCUGGAGGUUCUCGUGCAGAGUUGUGACGACGUCGAGAAUCACCUGAAGGAGGCGUUCACGGACGUCAUGAAGGGAUGCCGUGCGAACUUGGCGCGCCGUUCGGUGACAGUGCCGGCGCUGCCAGAUGUCGUGCGCAAGAUACCGCCCCUGAGCAGCGGGUCGGAGAUCGGCCCCCGCGCGAAAAGCGAGCCGGAAGUUGCGCCCGUGCGUGCCAGAAGCGCGCCAGAUGUCAUAGGGAGCCCUCUGAUCAGCGUGCCAGACGUCGCGCGCCUGAUGAGGGAGCUGCUCAUGGAGCUUGGGCACACGGACGCAACUAUCGAACUCCAUGACGGCAGCGGCGGCGCCGAGGGGGAUUUGGCGGGGCAGCUCGGGUCGUUCGAUGUUGACGGCGACGGCCAUCUGACGUUCGACGAGUUCUUCCAGGCUUAUUGCAAAUUCCUUGUGCGAAUCUACUACCUCAAGAAGUCGUCCAUCUUCAGGAAGGCGGGUAAAGAUAAGGAUAAAGAUAAAGAUAAAGAUAAAGAUGCAAAGGCUGUGGUGUCGUUCUAGUUCCUCCUGGUUCCCCUCCCCCUCCUCAAUCGCCUGUGAUGUCGGCAAUGCUGUGGUCCUGUGCGAAGCGGGAAUUGUCGUGGAGGCACCGUUGCGGCUCCUGCUACCAUGCAUGUACCUGAAGCCCAGUCGGUUGUUCCAUGUGUGCGCGUUCGCUCAUUUGCCGACUUUUCCUGCCGCGCGGAAGUACCUGCAAAGCAGGUUUUUUUUUACCGGUGACGUUGGCCAUAGAGGGCGAAGGCUGAUAACACCAUCUGGCACCUGCCUGGCAAUCCUCUCACUCGCACGCACGAGUGCUCACACUUCACCACGCAAGUUGCUUGUUAGCGUGCAUGUGCUGACACAUGAGCGUUUGGCACAUGGAUCCUCCCAGCCCAGUCUUUUGUGUAUGCAGCCGGCGAGAGUAUG
Messenger RNA from Prorocentrum cordatum, 1502 nucleotides. The record is from the annotation of a GenBank genome assembly. Lineage: Eukaryota; Dinophyceae; Prorocentrales; Prorocentraceae.